GCGGGGACAAGAAAUAAAGCCGCCAGAGCGAACGGCAGGUUAGGCUUGAAAGCCACUUUUCUUAGUUGCGGGACUGUGGAAAGGUUUAGGGUGGAGUCCCGCACGAUGCAAGGAAUGUGACACACCACGGAGUGUGUAAUAGAAAACGCCGGUGGAGAAAUUAUUGGGGAGGUAUACGGCGGAAGACAACGGCACGAAAGAGAGACAAGACACUAAUCCGCAAGUUGUUGAGGGUUUGAAACCUGUACCUUCUCUCACCCCCUGACAUCAUGGCCCACCGCUCUCAGAGUUCCUCUAUGGGGGACAACCCCAUGGAUCCCAACUACCUGCCCCCCCAUUACCGGGAGGAGUACCGCCUCGCCAUCGACGCUCUGGUGGAGGAUGACGAUGUGCAGGGCUACUAUGAAUUCCUUCAAAGCUCGGACGUGGUGGACUUUCUCGCGCAGCCGGAGAUCGAGCAUAUCAAGUCCACAGUGAAGACCCCUAACCAGGGCCCGACUGUACCCCAGCUCCCCUAUCACGACGGGGCGCUGGGAACAGACGGCUCGUCAGAUACAUACUGGCCAGUGCACUCUGACCUGGACGCCCCAGGUCUGGACCUUGGUUGGCCGAUGCAGCAGCACAGCUUCGUAGGUCCUACGGAGGUGACCACGCUGGUUAACCCUUCGGAACCCAACAUGCCCAGUAUCAAAGAGCAAGCCAGGCGUCUUAUUAAGAGUGCACAGCAGGUGAUUGCUGUGGUGAUGGACAUGUUUACAGAUGUAGACAUCUUUUAUGACCUUUUGGAAGCAGCAGCACGUCAUGUCCCUGUCUACAUUCUAUUAGAUGAGCAAAAUGCACAUCACUUUUUUGGGAUGGUGACCAACUGCAAAGUCAACCUGGACAUGGUUCAAAUGAUGCGUGUGCGAACAGUAUCAGGUGUCACAUAUUUCUGCAGGACAGGCAAGUCCUUUAAAGGGCAGGUGAAGGAUCGCUUCCUGUUGGCUGACUGCAGGGCUGUGCUUAGUGGAAACUACAGUUUUAUGUGGUCUUAUGAAAAGCUCCAUCGCUGCAUUGCCCACCUCUUCCUGGGAGAGCUUGUCACAACAUUUGAUGAAGAGUUCCGUAUCCUCUUUGCCCAAUCACAGCCACUUUCUGCCGAACACGCCCUUGUGCCCCACUCAUCCUCAGAGACUAGCAGCACCAGCAGUUACUAUAGCAACCAGUUCGGUCUGAAAAGAACUCAAUCCACAAGGAAUCCCCAUGGUUACCUGCGACAACCAGAACUAGCCAUGUACCCCUUUGGUGAUUCUGGCCGUAACUCUGCUCUUCCAUUCCGAAGAGAUGACAUUUUUCGUCACACCAUGGAUCCCGGGGCAGGAAUAACCAUUGGGAAGUUUGCAGCAUCGCAGCAGUUCCGGCAGCAGCAGACGUUCCUGGAGCAGGGCCGCUCCAUGGUGUCCAGGCAGAUGGAGAUGAGUGCCAGUGCCUACAAGAGACACAGCUAUGCAGAGGGCACCCAGGAAAUCUACUCAUCCUCCAGACAGUACAUGAAGCAGAGAGUUAUGAACAACCUGGAGGAGACCGAGCAGCACCACCAAAGAGAGCAAAGCAAGUCGAGCCGCUACCACCAUGGCGGGGGGUCAGGUUUAGGUCCUGGCUCUGGCCACGAAAACUACGAUAGACUCCGAGGUUCUGCCUCUCACCUUCCUAUAGAGCAGUACUCUGACCCAGGAUUCCCCUCAGACCUAGAGCCCCCUCCUCACGGGGGCUACGCUAACAUCUUUUCCUCUGAGGACCUGAGACACGACCCGGGAAACACACAACCCCCAGUUUCAGGGAGAUAUGGGGAAGGAUCAACCCACAAAAGGCCCACUGUGGGCCAGCCGUAUGCCUGCCAGAGCUCCCCCACCCAGCUCCACCCACCAGAGAAGCAGGUGUUCCCAACAUCAGCAGAUCCAGAGCGGAGCCACGACCCAGAAGCCAAGGAUGGGCUUAGGAACUGGAGGAUCCAUUCCUACCUGAGCACCUGUGAGGAUGGUGAAGAGGGCCUACCCCUGCCUAUGGGAAGCGAUGCAUUUGAAGACCCCCAACAAACCCAGCAGCACACUGGCCAAGAGGACUCUGCACCCCGCUUUGGUAUGAAGGAGCCUUCAAGCUUCUUGAAGUCCAGACCAGACCCUCUGAGGCCACGCUUUGGCAAGCCCAUCCUGCCUGACAACAACACUGCUCCAACCACCACAGCAGCGGAGAGAGCGGCUGAGAGAGAAAAAGAGAGAGAGCGAGGGAGACCCCGGGAGGUGGGAGUAGAUGUGGAGAUGAACGAAGCUCCGGAUAGCAUACUCUCCAGACACGAGUCUUUCCGUACGCGCCUCAAUCCACUCCUACAGCGAAGUUCUCGUCUGCGCUCCUCUCUAAUCUUCUCUUCCUCCAAGAUGGAGACACACAACAGUGGCCUUGGCCUCCAAGCAGCCACUGAGGAGGAUGAGGAAAGCAACCCUAUCCGCACUUCCUCCAUUGUUGCACAAAUCUUAGAAAAGAGGAGGUCUUUGUCCCGGGAACCAUUUGAUUGGAGGAAAAAAACAGAAGAGAAGGAGAAAGAAGAUGACAAAACACGAGGGAAUAAAGACAGUGCGAUUCAAGAGGAACCCCCCAAAAGCAUACAAGAGGUGCCUAAGAACCCUUUAAAUGUGUGGGAGCCCCCAAAACCACUCACUACAGAGCCGCAAAAUCCUGAGCCCUCAUACAUGAACAUGAAUGAUCCAGCAAGUCGACUUCAGUACUUCCAAGAGCUGGCAGCCAAGAGAAAGGCCUCAAAGGUCGUGACAGAGUCAGGGUUAAAUAAUCCAGAACCUGCCUCCAAAAGCGACCUGUCUCACUCACAGCCUCCCAGGUUUACUCUUAAGGGCCCAGACCCUGUCCCCCCAAAAACGGACCUAUCUGACACCACGGUGCCUAAAACUGCCAUCACAGUCACUCCACCAGAGACAGAACCAGUGAAGCCAGAUGUUGAAAGCAAACCGGUGGGGCUGAUUCGUAAACUUUCAUUCUCAUCUACCAAACCACCCGUGAUCACAGCCAAACCUUUCGUAGCCAGGCACAAGAGUCCUGAGAAUACCCCAGCUCAGAAAGAAGAGUCAGACGCUCAGAAGGAGCCCUCCAGGACUCUGAAGCCCUUCCCCUCACCGAAGUUCUUCAAGAAAGACACGUUAAAGCCUUUAAAGACCUCCAGCUUGCGCCGUGUCUCCUGCGACGAGAAGGUCCUGACCACGGACGCCACCGACACGGAGAAGAGCGAGCAGAAGAAGAUCCGCUCCCUCAGCUCCUCCAGCAUGCCAAAGGCCGAGUCCAAGGAGGGGAUUCAAAAGACCAUAGGUUCUAAUACCUCUCUCAACACGCUUGGGGUCGGAGGAGACGGGAAAGCAGAUGGGAAACCGCUAGACUUCCUAAAGAAGCAGACGCAAAGACUGAAAGGAUUGCUCGGGCCAAAAGAUAAGAAAACCACCAGCAUUGCUUCCGUUGGGGAGGACAAGAGUAUGAGUACUGUUCAGGAGUCCUCCGAGGACUCUGGAAGACCUUUGAGCCCACCUGCUAAAGACGCCACCUCAACAACCAAUCACAAAGCCACAUCGAAAGUAGGCCCAUCGCGCUACCAAACCACCGGCAGCUCUGUUUUGUUCAGCAGCAACCUGAGAGACGACACAAAAGUCAUCCUGGAGCAGAUCUCAGCCAACAGUCAGAAGAACCGUCUGGAGCGAGAGGAGGCGAGUGGUGGGGAGAAAGGGAGUGAAGAGGAGAAGAAGUUGGAAAGACAGCCCUCAAUAAAGAAGAACCGGUUCCUGAGACCUCAGUCUAACCCCCAGGAGAGAGAGGGACUGUUGCAAAGGAUUGAGAGCAUGAGGAAGGAGAAGAAGGUCUACAGCCGCUUUGAGAUGGGGAAUAACCUGGGAUAACUAAAGAUGGAGGAGACCUUUGUGGAGAAGCUGUGUGUGUGUGAGAACCUGACUAUUCCACAUGUGCCAAACACAUAUGCAGCAGAACACAACUCAAGCACAUCUGGGCCUCAGCCUUCCUGGAUUAACGCAUGCAGAGUAUUAAUGAUUGAAAAGACAAACUAUAAAAAGUAACCUGAGAAAACCAAAACAUGAUUCCAAGUUUGGACUGUUCCCAUAGGCGUGCCAAACUAAACUCCAUCCUUGUCACUUUUACCAUUUAUGGUAUCAAGCAGGAACGGUAGGCAAACUCACAGUCAUACAUUUAUGGGAGGAAAAGAGUGAAUGAGUGCACGUCCUUCUGAACACACUCCCACCCAGGCAACAUGCCUGUACAACAAUGCACAUGCCCAGUCUGUUGUGUUUGUUGAACUAAAUUGGAAAGUGAUGUUGAAACUGUCUAUGGAAUCAUACUGAGCCUUAACAAAAUCAUAAGGUGUACUUAUUCCUUCUUUAAGCCAAAGACAGAAGAAUGAAGUAGAGUGAAACAGAGUUCAGGAGAGAUUUUUUUUUUUACAUUCUAAUUUUAUUAAGACUUUGAAAGCAUUCAAAUGAAUACUUCAGGCACACAGACACACUGUAGUAGUCUUUUAAAACUAUGACUUUGACACGAAACAGACGCCAGAUUAGUGUUUCUUUAUACCUAGUUUAAUGAGCCCACAGUGAACUUUAGCCUGUUAAGAGUGGUAUCUACUGUGUUGUUAAGGCGUGGCCCCACUCCUUAUGGUAGACAAUCUAAACAAGCGAUCAGGGAGGGGCGAGGCAGCCUGGGGCAGGAGAGGUGAUUGCAGGUAAAAUUGACCAUAUCUCUGUACAGAAUUGACCUGAUCUAGAAACAAAAAUAACUUGUAUUUAUUAUAAAUGUAACAGUCUGAUAAUAGUAGAUCUAAAAUCAGUAGCAAAGAAAGGAUACAUCUGUUCAAACACUUUAAAAUAUGCACACACCCUUUUUUCCCUCUGGGCAAUAACCAGUCAUUACAAUUAUGGGAGAGGGAGGAUGGCUAUUUUCACAGUAUUAGAUCAAGGUCAUAAUGACUGGUGUAAGUUGUUAAACUCCUGCACCUUUAGUGGGACUGCUAACCUGUUUAUCUUUGUCAACCAUAACUAAGCCAAAUAGAUGUACUUUUUUUUGUCAGAACAUUAGCCUGGAUCCCAAACUGUUUCCACAAUAAACGGUACAUUGGUGCUCUUAGUUGGCGAAUAUUGUUGGGUACAGCAAAAACAAAACUAUGUUUUCGUUUUUACAAUUUGUUGUGGAUUAUUCUUCAUAUGGAUAUUAGUGUACAUAUUGUUUUUACAUUAUACCAAGGGCUGUUAAUAACAGAUGAUCACCUGAGCUUUGCUCUUAAAGUGCCUUGUGUUUUUCUACAUGGGGUUGUUCAUAAGAAAACUGGAAUCAAGAUGAUUUUGCACAGGGAAAUUCUGUUUUCUUUAAAAAAACUGCUAAUGAAUGAUG
Osmerus eperlanus (European smelt) is the source of this 5427-nucleotide messenger RNA. It is a transcript of the gene sack1hb, whose product is annotated as family with sequence similarity 83 member Hb. The record is from RefSeq and is a predicted model, not a curated record. Gene Ontology annotation, biological process: protein localization to cytoskeleton; positive regulation of cell migration; intermediate filament cytoskeleton organization. The transcript has 8 exons. Gene Ontology annotation, cellular component: keratin filament. Lineage: Eukaryota; Metazoa; Chordata; Actinopteri; Osmeriformes; Osmeridae. Bases 270 to 3932 code for a protein of 1220 amino acids. Gene Ontology annotation, molecular function: keratin filament binding; protein kinase binding.